This is a messenger RNA of Penicillium longicatenatum, 357 nucleotides long. Its product is annotated as coiled-coil-helix-coiled-coil-helix domain-containing protein. Lineage: Eukaryota; Fungi; Ascomycota; Eurotiomycetes; Eurotiales; Aspergillaceae. Gene Ontology annotation, cellular component: mitochondrial intermembrane space. Gene Ontology annotation, biological process: mitochondrial respiratory chain complex IV assembly. Bases 1 to 357 code for a protein of 118 amino acids. The record is from RefSeq and is a predicted model, not a curated record. The transcript has 4 exons.
AUGAGUUUCGGAGCCCCCGGAGGUGGUUCGGUGAACUACAAGCCUUCGCCGCCUGAGCGCGGUAGCUUUCCGCUCGACCAUGAAGGAGAAUGCAAGCAUAUCAUUUCCGGUUAUUUGAAGUGCAUCAAGUCUAACCGAGGCACCAAUGAUGAGGCGUGCCGCAAAUUGGCGAAGGAUUAUCUUGCCUGCCGGAUGGACAAGUACGUUACCAACUCCAGCAUAUUUCAUAUAAACCUCAUGGCGCCGGAUGACUUCAAAAACCUUGGACUCGUAUUCAAGGAAGACCAAGAGAAAACUAAAGCUCCAGCAGCUGUGAAUAUGCCGGAAACAUCACAAGGAACCACCAAGGAAAAUUAA